Jaculus jaculus (lesser Egyptian jerboa) is the source of this 2885-nucleotide messenger RNA. It is a transcript of the gene Fam149a, whose product is annotated as family with sequence similarity 149 member A. The record is from RefSeq and is a predicted model, not a curated record. The transcript is spliced from 14 exons. NCBI's taxonomy places the organism in Eukaryota, Metazoa, Chordata, Mammalia, Rodentia, Dipodidae. The coding region runs from base 408 to 2705 and encodes 765 amino acids.
UGGAGUAGCUCUAGCCGGCAGGCCCAGGCCUCACCGGCGCACUCUUCGCGUGAGUGAGGUGGCACCGCAGCGGCAGCGCAGUCCUUUCCUUGGCUCUGGGCUCGGAAAACCUGGUUGGGCCCUCGGUGGUCUCCUAGCACUGGGACACAGCAGAGCUGCACCCAAGUUCCUCUGCGGCAUCCAUAGAGGAGAGAUCUGAGGGCCGAAGAGCUGCUCCGGAAGGUCUGAGUGAGCCCUGCGCUGCUCAGCGUCCCUAGAGCUGCGGGCUGCGGGCGGCGGGGUGUGCAGGGACCCCAGGACCCUCAUCACUCCCAGCACACAGGGAAGCUUGCGGUGGAUGGAGCCCUGCAGCCCCGCGCCUGCUCUUCUUCAGGUCUGGGAGGCAGCAGCGACACCAAGGCUAAGGCAUGAAGGUGGCUAUGUUGGACCUGGGGUCUCUCUUUGCCAAAAUCUUCAAGACCUCAGCCUCGUCCCCCACGGUCCCCAGCAACCCUCCCCCGGGUGGCGCAGCGGCCUCGGGGUCGGCGGGCAGCUCUCUUAGCAUGGCCGCGACCCUCUUCCCAUCCUUGGCAUCCGACGCCUCUCGAGGGCCGCCCACCCCACUACACCCCAAGGUCUCCAGCCGCGCGGCCAAGGCUGUAGGGUCCCUCUUAUUAUCCGGGAGUCCCAAAGCCACCAAAGCCCAGCUGCUGCCCCAUUCCAGUGGCGGCUCUCAGGCCACGCUGGUGGCGCUGGCGCGGCCGUCCACAGGCCCUGGCGGGGUCUGGGCGACGCUGCGGUCAGUGGUCGGCCCCGCGGGCAGCGGAGACAGCAGGGUGACCGUGAGUCCACGGAAUUCUCGCCCGCCGCCGGGUCCUAAAGAGAGAGUGCCUGGAACGUGGACAGUCCCCGGGCCUGUCUCCAAAACCCCGUUCUUCAUCUUGCCCGACAUUGGUGAAGAGGGGACCUCGGACAGCAGGAAAGGAAGAGGACUGUCAGAAGGAUCGAGAAAGCAUAGUUUUCCUGUGAAAAGCAAAGAUCCUCUACCUACAAACUUUACAAGAAAUGUACAGAAAGCCAUUGAUACAUAUGCCUGCGAAUCCUCAUCAUCUUUGUCAUCCAGUGGGAGCCCCAAUCCCAUCAAUGCCCACAACUCGUGGCCUUCCACACAGAGUACUACCCCUGACUUUUCUACAGAAAGGAGCUCAAUUUCUUCUUGGAGAGAUGAUGAAUUUGACAAAGCAAAUUCCCAGAAGGUACAACAAUUAUUUUGGGAAGUUGAGGAACUGCUAUUUGAAGGGAAAGUGAGCCAUCAGACCCAGAACCUAUUGGCUGAGUGCAGUGAGUGGGCAACAAGAUCCCUCCAUCUAAGGGUAGUAGGAAGACAGCUCAUCCCACCAACUGAUGAAGGUAUCCAACACUUCCAAGGGACUGUGCCUAGUUCUGCUCACCACAAUUCCCUACCUCCUGUUCCUGGCCCUAACACCAGUACCAGAGAGUUGUACAUCUCUGGCUCUCAUAUAGUCCCCGAAGCACGAUCAGCUUCUAUCUUGCCAGGCCCGUUUGGCAUAGGGAUGGCUGACAGCACAUGUUUGUCCCUAGAAGAAGAGGUGUACCAUGUGGAUGGAAACGUUGAAGAAUAUUUUGCUUUUGACAGAAAGGAGGAUGGUGAUGACCAUCUUGAACAAAACCCAACCCACCAUGGCAAGAGGUGGCAUAAAUAUGGACUUCCUCCCAUUUCCCCUCAUGACUGUAUCAGAGAUGCUGUGGCAGCAGAAGUGUUUGACCAUGUCUGGACCAUUGUGAUAGAAGCCCUGGAUGAACUCACCAGGAAAACCUGGAGAUCUGCACUCACAGGAAAAAAACAGAAAGAAAAAUUAAAACUAGCUGAGACUAGAUCUCCACAUGUACUUGUUUCCCGUCUCAGCACUGCUAUUUCCAGUGUACCCCCAUCCAGAAGUUCUGAAGCUCAUAGUGUGUCCCUGGCUUCUCACCUUAACCCUCCACAGGUCCAUCGCUUCUCCAACAAUUUCUAUACUGACUUGAAUGGUGUGAUGACAAUUCAAGCCAAACCACUUCAACAGAGGCCCAUCUAUUUUACAGACAAAACCCAGAAUGAACAUGAUGACAAACUACCUGGUGUAGGAGCCAGUACAUUUUCUUCAGCUCCGCACCGCCUGGGACGCAUCUCAGAUUCCCGGGGACAGCAGACUUCUGCCAAGAAAACACCUGUGCAUCGGAGGCUGCCUUCUCUUGCUUCAGAUUCCCAGAGACUAAAAAACCCUAACAUAUGCAGUGACGAAAUCCUGAAGGGAACAAAACUGCAAACUGGCAUCGACCAUGUUUCUUCCCCAGUCCUUCAAACUGCCCGAAGCAGGUUACCUCCAAUACGUUCAGAGGCUGGGGAGCAGCACACAACAGUUUCUGGAUCAUACCCUGUUUCUUACAGAGGAAGACACCUGCAGAACCCUGUCUUGAGUGCAGUGCCCCACAGCAUGGAACGAUCAUCUCUUCAAGAAACAACCAUUACUCUGGAACAGCUUUCAAGUCCCAGCACGAUUCAUACAUUCCAGGCGGAUAUGCCUCAGAGAAGUUCAUUGACACCGAUUGAAUUUUCUGCUCACACAUGGACAGGUCAAAGUAUUUCGACAGGUUCACAAUGUCUGCCUAAAUCUUUUCAAAGGACAACUUUAACUUCAAAAAAGAGGUUCCAAGUGGCAUCUUGACAUUACUGCACCAGAAUUAAGGACCUCCUGGAGAAUUUGAAGAUUUGGCACAUUAAGACUCUGUAUACUAGCACUUGAAAAGUUGAAGGACUAGUAUUACCCUAUAUAUUUUUAUUUCUCUGACUUCCUGAGAUGUUAGACUACUUGAGGAAAAUGAAAACAAACUUGAUUUGAACAUUU